UUUUUUUGUCUAAAGUUCAUAUAUUAAAUGAACAUAAACUGUUAUUAUGCAGUGAAGGAGUUUAUCAUUAAUUACUUUUACGUAACAGAUUUAACUGCAGACCUCAGAAGCAAAAGAAAUUUGUCUUAAAUUUUCUUCUGAAUCUACAUUUAAAGAUAAUCUCUAGUUUAGUUUGGAUUAUCAGUUUGCUGCAUUACCUGACGCUGCCAGUGAGUGGCGCCACCUGCCGUCCUUUCACCUGCAGGUGUUCCUAAUUGGACUGUGAGAUCAUGAGGCAGCAGCGCCGCAGCCUCAGUCAAAUGACUGGACCUUGUUCUUCUCAUCAUGGUUCCGCUGCUGCUCCUGCUGCUCUGCGCCCGUCAGACGGUCCAGAGCCCGAACCGAACCGCCCCGCUGCAGCCCGGGGCCCAGGCAGCCACCUUGCUGCAGCACACCCACCUCAGCCUGCCCAUGUACCUGGACUCCGACCUGCCGCUGGUCCGGAAGGACUUCUUCUCCCCGGCCAGAGGCAGCGGGCAGCGCGGCUUGCCGCGGCCGGUCCGGGAGCUGCUGCUGCCGGUGUGGCCCCGCGCCGGCGGCCCGCCCAGCGUGUCGGGGGCCGCCGUGAGGACUUCCUGUGAGCGCAACCGGAUGCAGCUGCAGGUGGAGCGGAGCGUCCUGGGCUCCGGGGAACCGGGCUCUCACCUGAAGCUGGGGACCUGCGGGGUCAGCAGGUCCACUGAGGAUCGCCUCUACUUCGAAUAUGAUCUGCGCAUGUGCGGAACCCAGCGUACCAUGAUCAAUAAUCGGAUGGUUUUCUUCAACAAGCUGCAUUACGACCCUCCGAAGCCAAAAGGACCAAUCAGACGAACGGCGCCGUUCAGCGUGCCGGUGGCUUGUUAUUUUAACAGGUUUGUUUAUUCGUAUAAAGUUGGAUACUCUCCCAAGGUGCAGAUGUGGAAGUUCCUGAAAAAACUGAAGAAAGUGGCUAAAUUUGUUCUGACUCCAAGAAACGCCCAGUGGAAGCAGCUUUCCGGGUCGGAUCACGUUCUCCUCGGUCAGCCGGUGUUCUUCGCCGCUGAGGCUCAGUCUUUGUCCAGAGAUGAGCGACUCUACGUCCUGUCCUGCUACGCGACUCCAGAGGAGUCCCCCACCUCCACGCCUCAGUUUCCAGUCAUCACUAACUUUGGAUGUAUGGCUGAGAGUAAGAACAGCCGCUCCAGAUUCAUCCCACACAGAAACGACGCCGUCAGGUUUUCUGUCGACGCCUUCGUCUUUAAGGGAGUGACGGGUCGGCUCUACAUGCACUGCAGCAUGUUGGUGAGCGCUUCAGAACCGACACCGACAGCAAAGUCCUGCAACUAUGACACCAGAACCAGAAGGUGGGUGGAGCUGUUCGGGUCCAACUCUGUGUGCAACUGCUGCGAUUCCAGCUGCAGCCCGGAUGAAUCUGCAGAGACUGAAGUCGUCAGCAGCACGUCGUGGACCAUAGAUCCUAAAAUGAAAUCCAAACCUCUGAACAAGGAGAGCAACACGACGGCCACCAGAGGAAUAACGGGGAGGAAGAGGAGGUGGGUGAAGAGCGCCUCCCUGGUGGAGGGCGAGGAGAACGUCUCUGAACUUCAAACUUUGACGGCAUCUUUGAUUUUUGACUGAGAAAUUUGGUGAACUGACUUUAAACUCCUGUUUUAUUUUGACUUAAGUUAUUGUUGAUUUGCAAAACAUGUUAAAUAAAACAGAUAUUUGAGCGA
Molecule: messenger RNA, 1730 nt
Organism: Poecilia reticulata (guppy)
Lineage: Eukaryota; Metazoa; Chordata; Actinopteri; Cyprinodontiformes; Poeciliidae
Gene: zp3d.2
Product: zona pellucida glycoprotein 3d tandem duplicate 2
Biological process (GO): egg coat formation; binding of sperm to zona pellucida; positive regulation of acrosome reaction
Cellular component (GO): extracellular matrix
Molecular function (GO): acrosin binding
Source: RefSeq, a predicted model, not a curated record